AUGCGUGGCGUCUUGCCCUUUCAAGCAAGGCCGUCACACGCAACCUCUGCGCCGGCCGCUGUGCGGGUGUUAUGCAAACGACUUUCCGCCCGGCCGUUCCACUGCACGCAUCGACAAAAUGUUGAGGAAAAGCCAACCACCAUUGAUCCGAGAAAGAACCCUGCCGACGAAAUGCUUCCGCCUAGAGAAACCAACUUCGGCAAGGCGCAGUUUGCCGACUUCAACUUGAAGGGCCGCUCCUUUAUCGUCACAGGUGGCGCUCAGGGGCUUGGUUUAAGCAUAGCAGAGGCUUUGGCAGAAGCGGGGGGUAGAGUUUACUGUUUGGAUAGACAAGAAAAGCCACACGCGGAGUACGCCGAAGCAUUGACCCGUGUUGUGCCGGAAUGGGGAGGUUCUCUUCAGUACAAGAGAGCCGACGUGGUGGAUACCGAACAUCUUGACAAGACGAUUGCUGAAAUCGCCCACGAAAACCAAGGAAUUGAUGGAUGCGUGGCCGCUGCAGGAAUUCAGCAAAUCACACCGGCCACCGAUUACAAGGUCGACGACUUGAACAUGAUGAUGGCCGUCAACUACACCGGCGUCUUCAUGACCGCAACAUCCGUUGCACGUCAAAUGUUCAAGUACAAGAAGCGCGGCAGUAUUUGCUUCAUCGCCAGCAUGUCUGGCUUGAUUGCGAAUCACGGUCUGCUUUCCCCAGUCUACAACUCUUCCAAGGCUGCAGUUAUUCAACUGGCGCGAAAUCUUGCAAUGGAGUGGACCCCUAUCACAAAGGAAGGAACUGGCGGAGUCCGAGUAAACUGCAUCAGUCCAGGGCAUAUUAUUACGCCGAUGGUGGAGAAGAACUUUCAAGAGGUCCCUGGCUUGAAAGAAGAGUGGGAGAGCCACAAUAUGUUUGGUCGACUGGCGGAGCCAAGAGAAUUCAAGGGCGCGGCUCUUUUCUUGAUGAGCAACGCUAGCACGUUUAUGACGGGCAGCAAUAUGGUCAUUGACGGUGGACACACAGCGUGGUAA
This is a messenger RNA of Colletotrichum graminicola M1.001, 1011 nucleotides long. Its product is annotated as short chain dehydrogenase. Bases 1 to 1011 code for a protein of 336 amino acids. The record is from RefSeq and is a predicted model, not a curated record. The transcript has 2 exons. Gene Ontology annotation, molecular function: oxidoreductase activity, acting on NAD(P)H, oxygen as acceptor. Lineage: Eukaryota; Fungi; Ascomycota; Sordariomycetes; Glomerellales; Glomerellaceae. Gene Ontology annotation, cellular component: intracellular anatomical structure.